This is a messenger RNA of Ectocarpus siliculosus, 929 nucleotides long. NCBI's taxonomy places the organism in Eukaryota, Phaeophyceae, Ectocarpales, Ectocarpaceae. The record is from the annotation of a GenBank genome assembly.
ACGACCUUAAGCCCGGCGGCCACGGCGGCUUGACGAAACACCGCUUUCUAGACCAACGCCAACGGCUCAAGGUGCCAAAAGGCAUGAUGGCGAUGGGCGUCCGCAGCAAGGACAGAGGCCAAACCAGCGGUGGUGCGUCCAGAGCAACCUCGACCACUUCAACAGGGAACAACAACAACGGCACUCAUCAACAAGAAACGACACCGAAGAGAAGCGCGGCCACCGAGUUCAUUGGCGUUAUUCGGGCCCUGCUCUGGCUCUCCCCCUCUCCCCACCACGCUGCUCCAGCUCCGGCGGCGGCGGCUUCACCGGUGGCAGCAGCGGCAGCACCGAUGGCAGCAGCGACCACCGCGGGAAUGGCGGUGAUUGCCCAGGCCAACGAGGUGAAGAUGGCGGAAAUCAAUGCCGACAAACCACGAAAGCGACAGCAGUGGCGGCCACGGACGGCCUUGGAUGUCAGCGGACACUCCUUCGCCAAGCCGGUGCAGGCGAAGAUUGAACGCACCAAGAGCCUGCGACGGCGACCGGCGGUGGUGCCCGAGUCCUCCGAUGUUUCAACCGCGUCUUAUUCCCCCGCACUCGCAUCCCAGAAGCCGACGUUUUGGGACUUCCCGGAGGGCCGUACGGAAGAUGACACCCACCGCCCGGGUGGUGGGCGCUGGUGGACGCAACGAGAAAGAGGAGAAGCAGUGUCAGACGAACACGCGUCGUCGCUGCGUUCAGUGCGCGCGUGCUCCUCCGCCUCGACGUUGCCUCCCUCUCCCGUGGGGGGCACCGCCGCCACCGCCGCCGCCGGUCCCCCUGAUGCUGCCCCUAACCAGCCGCGAUCGGAGCUGCCUCCCCUCGCUCCCAAAAAUGGGUGCAGGAAAUACAGCAGCAGCAGCAGGAGGUGUUCGCGGCAGUUGCCUAGGAGCGUAUACGUCGUGUGA